Molecule: messenger RNA, 2577 nt
Organism: Torulaspora delbrueckii
Lineage: Eukaryota; Fungi; Ascomycota; Saccharomycetes; Saccharomycetales; Saccharomycetaceae
Gene: STO1
Product: Sto1p
Exons: 2
Coding region: 1-2577 (858 amino acids)
Biological process (GO): nuclear-transcribed mRNA catabolic process, nonsense-mediated decay; mRNA export from nucleus
Cellular component (GO): nucleus; nuclear cap binding complex
Molecular function (GO): mRNA binding; RNA cap binding; protein binding
Source: RefSeq, a predicted model, not a curated record
AUGUUUAGCAAGAAGAGAAGAGCUGACUUCGAUGAUGAUGAUGGAUACCGUGACUUUAAACCUCGUAUCCAAAAGAGGCAGAGACUUCCUCCUGUGGUCCAAUUGUGUAAGGAAAUGAUGCCAGAUAUUCGUACGAUCGGUGAAUCAGUUAAAGCAUUUGAAGAAGAUAUUAAAUUUUUGGGCGAUGCAAUUGUGAAUGAAUAUGGCCACGAAGACUAUUUUAACAACGCUCUUUUGAAAACCUUCCGCGCAGUUGUCCUCGAGCAACCUCAUAAACAACCUGCAAUUGCUCUAUUGACUAUUGUUGUUAAUGUGAAGAAUGACAUUGCAGCCAAGAGUGUCAUCAACUUCUUUUUUGAAGAAUUACAAAAUUGUUGCAAGGACAGUAUCAAUGAAGAUUUUGAGAAUAAAUCUAAUGAAACGGGCCCUUGGAAUAGAGCUAAAUUAAUUCUGAGAUUUUUAUCAAUCUUAUCGCCAAUACUGUUGAAAGAUGAUUUGAUGGGAGUUUACAGAAAAUUCUUUGAAUUGAGUAUCGAGCUGAACAAGAGCGAAGAAAAGAGAAACGCCUUGUCUGAGGCCAUCUAUACAAACACACUAUUGAAUAUUCCUUAUUUGUUCUUGUUCAAUCGAGAUGACCAGGAUUUACAAAAUAGGGUCGAAGAGCUUCUGUCCUAUGUGGAAAGCGAACACAAAGUUAAAAAGACUGAGAUUAGUUUGCUGAAGGUUUUCAAUAAAAACAGCCCAUAUGAAUCUCUUGAAUUGGUCGAGGUUAUUUUACCAAAUGUCAAGAAGGCGUUGACAAACCACAUGGAACAACUGUCGAACCUUUUUCCAGAUUACCUACACCUGCUGCCUGAAACAAAGGAAGACCACGGUUUCAAUGAUGCUCUUGAAUUGCCGCCUGUAGAGGUACUGAAACCGUUCAGCGCUUUGAACAGGGGGGUGGGUUCUGUCGAUGGUAUUUGGAAAAAUCCAAGAUACGCUUUCCGCGUUUAUUUGGCGAACCCAGCUGGUGGUUUCGAGACGGUCGUACCUAUCACGUCCUAUGCAGGCCAACUGUUAAAUGAUAUCAUCAUCGAUAUCACAGAGAGCAUGGAAUUCAACAGGAAAGAAGUGGCUAAGCAGGUGGUAACCUUAGAUCUAUUCUUUAAGCCAGGUAUCUUUGCUGAGCCUGGUGAGUCAAUUGCUCAAUUGGCUGCCAUCUAUGAGGAAAACCCGUUGGCGUCUACCUUAAAGAUUGAAGAUUUGGCUAUUGAAACUAUAUUGGGCCUAAUUUUUAAAUUGCCUAACGUAUCACAGCCAUUUGCCUACUUUUACACACUUCUAGUGGAAAUCUGUCAGAAUUCACCAAAAGCCAUUGCGCCUGUUUUCGGAAGAGCCUUCAGAUUUUUUUAUCACAGUUUGGAAGAUCUCGACCUUGAGUUAAAAUUAAGAUAUCUGGAUUGGUUUUCCAUUCAAAUGAGUAACUUUAACUUUUCCUGGAAAUGGAAAGAAUGGGAAAACGAUUCAAUCAAGUUUGGUAAGACCUUCUACUAUGCAAAAUUGAAUUUCGCCAAGAAUUUAAUUCGUAAGGAACUAAGGCUAACUUCUAAUACUUUGGAUGUCGAGGAUAGUUUACCAGAAGAAUUCAAACAAUACUUGGACAGUUCGUACAUUCCUAAGGAUCAGCUCCACGAUUAUUACCAGUCGCUCUUCACUGACAAUCACGUCGUUGAUACCAGUAAGAUUGCGAAGAACUCGUUGUAUUUCAACCAGGAAUCUGUACCUUUCUCUGAAGAAGUCCGCCAAGUAUUGGACUAUAUCCAUAAGUCCAACGACGUUAGAGAAGUCUCAGAGUUGGAAACGAUUCUGGAAAGCAUCAAAGAAAAAUACGGCGCAUUGAUUUCCGAUUUCGAUCGGUUCACCAUUGUUCUCCUAGUUCAAACUGUUGUUCACUCAGGUAGCAGAUCUCUAUCUCACGCAAACAAGUAUAUUGGCGACCUGAGGGACGAUCUGAAUGUAAUCUUCGAAAAGUUGCAAAUAAGCAAUGAAAGCAAGGAAUUUAUCAUCGUGGAGGCGGUAGUGAGAUUUUGGAAUUCGAACUCUCAAAAUGGUUUCCUAAUUGCCGACGCAUUCAAGCACGCCGGCCUAAUUAAACCUCAAGCUAUAUUAUCCUUCUCGUUUACCGAGUAUGAUAACAAAAACUACGGUCUAGUGGAUGGAACAUCCAUUGAGUCUACUUUCAGAAGUUUAUCACAGGAAGCAGAUGACAACGAUUGCUUGAAGUUUCUCUUUGAACGUUUAUUGAAUAUCACAAAUGAGGCAAUCGCUCAGUUACAGGUUCAACCACAAGAAGUGAUUACCAUUCCCGAAAUUUCAGAGGAAAUGGAUAUUGAUGUGGAGAAUGAAUUGCCUAGGUUAGACUUACUUUGGAAGUAUGAGACCGCAGUAAGUUUCUUUAAGAGCAUAUUGAGGAAGUAUGCUGACGAUUUCAAACCGAUCUUGCCAGAAAUCAAAUCCGGUUUGGGAGCCGCAUUACCUCACGAACAAACAAGGGCGCAACUGUUGACUUGGAUUGAAGAGGUUGACCAGAUAUAA